GCGCUGUGCCAACGCCCGCGCCCGCCGCCGGUAAAGGCUGCCCGAUCACCAAAGACGCGCCCAAGGGUGCGCUCUACGCCGACGCCCGAGCCCGAGCAACGACGAAGGGCUGCCCCCGAGCGCGUUGGCCAAUAGCUCACAGCAAAACCCAAUAGCUCGCCCCCGAGCAACGACGGAACGAUGGCCAAGCUCCCGGCCAUCCGCACGGAAGGCGCCUCGCCCUUCGCGCGCCGGUCCAGGAUGCCCGCCGGCUCCUUCGACGAGCUCCUGGCACCCCAACGAUCCAUCAGCGAACAACCCGUUCGGAAAUCCCUGCGGAGGCCCGCCGGCCUGCGGAAACCGCUCCGAGACAAGGACCAGGCCGUCGCCAAGGCCUCGGAGCAGCUCCAGAACAAUAGGCAACGUAGAAAGGAAUACAAAAAAUUGCACUCCGGUAGUAUGCGGGAUGAAAAAGCGUGUGUGGUGAAGUCCUUAUCAUUGACGGGUGGCACGGACGGCUUGGACGCCAUGGCUGCUGGUUGUUUACUCCCUCAAUUAGCUGCGACGCCCCAAUGUUUUAGGUAUCUACAAACCUUGAAUAUGAGUGGCACGCGCAUCAAUGCCCAAGGCGUCAAGUCGUUGGCUACGUUUUUGUCGUCUGGCGAGGACUGCCACGUCAAGAGUUUGCGACUGGAUAAGUGCGGGGUCUCCGACGCGUCGUCGGCACUAUUGUUCCGAGGUGUAGAGCGAGCUCGUUGUUUGAAAGUCCUAUCAAUAGCGAAGAAUAGGGUGGGCCCCAAAGGUUCAGUAGCGUUAGCUAAAUCUAUACGGAGUACGCAUCUCAAGGAAGUUUCGUUGUCGGGCAACGCGCUACACGGCCUCUCGCUGGGCUUUCUUUGUGAAGCGUUAGCCUACACCACAACCAUACACAGACUAGACUUGUCCUGGAACUUACUAGGGAAAUGCACGGACGAGCAGGAUUACGGGCGAGGCGGCGACGCCCCUCCAGCCAUACGAGCUUUGGCGCUGAUGCUCGCGACCAAUAGGCAUCUACGAGCGUUGAAUCUCGCGAAUUGUUCCCUAGAUUUAACAGCUAUCGAAACCAUCAGUGAAGGUCUCCGAGAGAACACGUCGCUCAUCUCCCUGAAAAUCAACGACGGAAAUUGUGGGAAACUCGACGCGAAAAUGUCCGUGACUCAGUGUCUGUUUCUGACGUUUUCUGAACUUCAAGUUCGCGUCGAUGGCGUCAACGCGACGUCACGCCACCGCGACGCCGUCGACGCGGCCGCCAGAGAGUCGACGCGCCUCGCGAGACGGUAUCACUCGACGCAGGUUCCUCGAGGCCGACGCGCCGUUGCAACUCGGCGAGAAGAAGCAGGUCGACCGGGGCCAUCGGUGGUCUGAACCUGGUUAUAGAGAAGUAGAGUUCAUGUUCUCGCCGUCGAGCUGCGCGCAAUUUGACCCGUCGCGACCCUUGUAUUUGCACUUGGAAUGCGACCAUUGGCAGGCCGACCAGCUGGACCUCAUGGAGCCCUUUGGCUUUGUAAGGUUCAGGGUGCUGCCGCCGGGGAAGCAGUACUACUUUUUUUCCCAAGGCGAUCAAGUGCUCAUUGCAGAUGACCAUGCGUCAGAGAUCCAUCCUAAAGUUCAUUCUCGUCGGAAUUACGUGGAGACCACACCUGGUCAUUUACUCAAAUCGAUACAUGAUUUAGAUCAUGCCAGACCGAGGGAUCGGGACUGGGCUGACCUCGAGCAGACGCCGUGGCUCGUCGGCAAGUGUCCUUCGUGGUCCAUGCAGCACGCCUUCGUCGGGCGGCACCGGCAACUGUCGGAUGCCGAGAAGGGGGACCUGAAGAAGACGAAGGCUGAUCCGAGGUUGUUUGCUGUUGUGCCUCCGGAGCGGUUCGGCAAGACGAGUCAGCAGGCCUGCGUGUUCGAUCCUGACAGUGUUUUUAGGGACUACGAGUUGUUCGAUUCUCCUGGACGUAAUCAUGCGGCGUCGUACGAGGACUGGUGUGACAUGAAGUUGACUCGACUAAGAUUGGUACCGGAGAGCGACGAAAAGACGGCCUUGGAUGGUUUACGAUCACACUACGUUCUACUAGCAUCAUUGUUCCAGCACUUGCGAUGUGUGGAAUACCCGAACCAUCGCACGGAACUCAAGGAUCAUGUGGACCUCCCGACGAUGCUUAAGCUACUUACUCGUACUGGAUUGGUCGUACCCUCUACGAGAGUGCAGACGCCCCACGUCUCGCCCGGCGGCGCGAAGGCCUACAAGGGCAAGGUCAAGAAGCGCAAUGCGCGCAAGAAGUCCCUCGGUUGCGAGCACUCGUCCGAACCGAUAGAUACCAAAUCUUUGCGGGAACUGUUCUACAUCGUAAAUGUGUCCUUCGAGGAGCACAUGGCCGACCCCGACGAGAAGGAGUUACUUGAUAGAGGGGAGUUUGUGGAACUACUCUGUAGACUAGCUUUGCUGAGAUAUGCGGAUCCGGCCGAGCCUGAUGGGUUAGAAUUACCUCGAGCAUUAGAUUUAUUGAUAGAGAACCACGUCGGCCCCUACGUCGACCACCUCGCUCAAUCAAGUUCAUUGACACCAUCCACAAUAGGUAGAAAUGACGGCUUUCGAGUCAAAUUCUUUUAUACGCCUCAGACCGAUGCUGUAUUGACGAAGUACGAAAUGCACCUGAGACGCAUCUUCCGCGACUACGCCUGCGGCCAGCACGCCAAAGAUCCGUUUGGAGCUGCCGAGAAGAAACGGCUCGCUCAGUUGCACAAGAAACCGAAGAGGCCGGAGCUCGACAUCUUCGGCGCCGACUCAGCGCAGAAAAUGAACUUGAACCUGACGUGGUCGCGGCGAUGGCGUCGACGCGGUGCCGCAGCGCCUCGACGCCGUCGAUGCGGCCGUCAGAGAGUCCACGCGCCUCGCGAGCGUGCCGCGGUCGUGUCGCGACGGUGUCGUUCCCACACAGGCCAAGAAGUCGAGGAGGACGAAGUUAUUUGUCAAGUGCCGAAGAUCCAGUUCGCUGAUUUACUUGAAUUAGUAGUGCGGACCGGAGCUUUGGAUGUCGACUAUCUGCGGCCCAAAAAACAACCACCGUCUGACGGUCUUGGGAGAGGUCGAGUGACGGAAUAUGAAGUGUUGCAAGACGCGAUCAAGUCCGAACUCCUGUCCAUCGACGACAAGGGCGCUGGAGCACAAAAUGCGUCCCUAGAUUUUGGGGAGUUUCUGGAGUUCGUGUGUCGACACGUCUGGCGCUUGCAUGUGUUGGAGGGUGCUUCCCAUGACGCAGGGCUGGCCCACUACCAUUCUAGAUUGGACCACUGGAUCGAGGCGUUGUGUGGCAUCCUCUAUUUCGAGGACUCCCAUGCGGAGCUGCGGGCGAGGUAUGUCAGAGGGGCUUUACCACCCACGCCGCAAGAAUCAUCAAGGCCGCAACCGCAGCUCCUGGCCCAGGCCUCCGCUAUUAAUGUAGCAGCCAAAUUAGCCUCGAAGAUGCGCGGCCGCAAGUCGAGCAUCGACUCGUGGGCCUUUGCGCCGCCUGCGGACGAGUAUGACGAGGAAGAGGAGGAGGAGGUUGAGCCGGAGCCGGAGCCCGCCAAGCCCCCGCGGAAGGCCGCGAAGAGACAGACGAAGAAGAAGCACGCCUACCAGACGAACCCCUACGCGUUACCCGCCGGGCCGCUCCGGAAGACGCGCAAGGAGAAACCGAGACGCAAGCACAAGGACGGUCCCGCGACCUUCGAGGGCUUCUUCGUCGAAGGUGGGGAGGACCUGCCUCCUCACUCUCCCAUAAGAACGCCGAAUCGACCGUCCCUCGACGGGCUGCCUGCUGCUUCUGAUCCUAGAACUCCUGGUGGAGGCUUGAAGGAGGAGUACCUCGACGACGAGGAAGAAGAUGAUGAAGAGGAGUACGAGGAGGAGUACACUCAACCGCUCACGGCCGCGGCCGACCCCCGGACGCCUGGGGGCGGUCUCAAGACCCUGAGCGAAGAGGAGUUCGAGGACGAGGAAGACAUGGAGGAGGAGCUGUCCCUGACGCCGGCGAAGCCCAUCACGGCGGCGGCGGACCCGCGGACGCCCGGGGGCGGGCUACGAAGUGCCGAGGAGUCCUACGAGGAGUCCUACGAGGAAGACUAAGUAUCAUGUGACUGA
Pelagomonas calceolata is the source of this 4132-nucleotide messenger RNA. NCBI's taxonomy places the organism in Eukaryota, Pelagophyceae, Pelagomonadales, Pelagomonadaceae. The record is from the annotation of a GenBank genome assembly.